Molecule: messenger RNA, 6806 nt
Organism: Neodiprion virginianus
Lineage: Eukaryota; Metazoa; Arthropoda; Insecta; Hymenoptera; Diprionidae
Gene: C3G
Product: guanine nucleotide-releasing factor 2
Exons: 17
Coding region: 1124-4945 (1273 amino acids)
Biological process (GO): positive regulation of GTPase activity; Ras protein signal transduction
Cellular component (GO): plasma membrane
Molecular function (GO): guanyl-nucleotide exchange factor activity
Source: RefSeq, a predicted model, not a curated record
UCUUGAUAAUUCUAUACUUUGGUUUUAUAUGCUUCGACUUUCUAAAUUUUUACUUUUCUUCUGCCGAUUUUCUGCAUUUUGAACUUCCGUCGAUCAGAUUUUUACGUUUUCGAAAAUUCUAUGUUCCGACUCACUCACUUUCUAAUUCUCCGACACUUUUAGUCCCCACAGAAAAAAAAAUACGUUGAAACGGUCUUUAAUUAUUUGUUCUUUACAUCGAGAUAUUGCCGGCGUGUUUUGUAUUGCUACGGGUGUAAAAAUUCCCUCGGAACCGUUAACCGAUCGCGGGGAUUUAUUCGUCGGGCUAAAAGUGAAACUUGCACAGUGUUUUUUGGUCCACAUCGUCUUGCGCCCAAAAAUAAAUCCGCCGCCACAGCAGCCUUGCGUGUCUUGCUUAUUCCUUCUGUCGUAAUAUCUAGAUGUAUAUGCUUGCUUAUUAUAUUAUACCGCGAUAUUACUAUCCGUCCAUGAUGUCAUCGGGGCUUACAAAUAAUUCACCUUACGUUACUGCUGCGAAGCUUUGCAUUUCGCUUAUAGUCGUUAUAUAUAUAUAUAUAGGACCGACUGGUAAACGAUCGGACGAAAAUUUAUCGCUCCUCGCGAUUCAGUCGUCGAGUAUACUUACAACUCGCUGAUCACGUUCUUCCGGAGUUGUUAAAAACGCGUCGUUACACGUUGUUAAUGUUUACUCUUGUGUGCAGAAUGAAAGUAACAAGAUGAAACAGCGACCGGCUCAGCUGGGCACAAUAAAUCGUGGCGUCGCGACGCCGUCGGUCAAAAUUUGGCCAAUUCAAGUUUCUAAUGAAAUUAUUAUCAACGCUACGUGGAAGGCUGAUCCGUCCCAUAAUGCUCUGUGGCAUUGCCGUAUAAUAAUCUAUAAAUAAAACUUUCCGGCGAGGAUUUUACGGUGGCAAGUAGUUUGGAUCUGUCGUCAGCUAAGCGCUGUAAACUUUGUCCUGUAGUGAUUAUUAUUCGCCUUGGAAAAACAAUUAUAAAUUAAUCAGUAUCUUUGUGGCAAACGGGAUGAUUCGAGUCAUUUCGCCGACCAAACUGUGAGACUUUAGUUGGUGGAAGUGAAAGUUUCUACGAAUAUAUAAUAGAAAGAACAAGAAAAAAAAAAAAAAUGCCACAGUACGACGAUUCCUUCCUAGACUCCCCCUUCUUCAGGAGGCGAGCCAAAAGCUACAGUGUUCAAAAACGGGGCAUUACGAGUCCCAAGGUUUCGCAUUUGUCGGCUACGCCGACUUUGCUCGCUGUUACCAACGCUGGAAUUCUUCUUGUGCCAUCUGUAUCGGCCAUCGACUUAACUUCUAUAAAAGAAGUCGAGGAAAGGCACAGUGGAAAGGCUCGGGGCGGUAAAUUGGCGCGACGAGCGCGGUCCUUCAAGGAGGACUUCCUGGAGAAAUUGUCCCACAUGCGUUCCCCCGGUGGAAGUAGCGGCAGCGGGGGUGGGGCUCCAGGAGGCGGCAGCAGGACCGGGACUCGCGCCGCCUCGCCCUCGUCCCCCAGGACGUCCCGGGACAAAAACACCGGCGGAGAUCCUUUGGAGAAGAACCCGCUCCACGAUCUGCACAGCCAUGUCCGACAAGUUCAGCUAGCGCUGUUGCACUUCCGAGACGUCGUGUCGAAGAACAAGCUCGAGAUGCUUCCAGGGAACGGCACGAUCGUCCUGGAAACUGUCACCACGAUACACACUGUUUUGAAAUCCUAUCUGCUCUACGAGAACAGUUCGACCUUGGGAUCGGCUACGAAUCAAGUUUACCAAGCAUUGGCACAACUGUUGAAGCUCUGCGACGACGUCUUGCUUCAUGGUGACCAGUCUUCGGCUCUGGACAGCGACAACGUAACCCAUGUGAUCAGCUUGGUCGAGGAAGCGGUCAAGAAUCUGGUCAGUCUGGCGCAGGAGAAGAUAUUCAACAGGCAGAAGCCUGCGCCGAUAACGACGAAUAACAGGUACAGAACUUCCGGAUUUGGAGCGGAACUCAUGCCACAACGAAACUCCUUACCCGACAUUCCACUCACUCCGAGAGAAAGACAGAUUCUGGAACAGACUGCAACCGCCAACACUUUGGUUCGAAGCUCGCACAGUUCCGAAUCCAUACUCAGGGACUCUAGUCCGCCGCCUAAACCACCGUUGCCGGAUAGGACCAACGUAUCCGCUUCCGAAGAAAACAGCUCCGCUGGACCACCGCCGCCGCUUCCGCCGAAGAGGAGAACUCGAGCCCAGCAGCUACUCGAUGAGUCGGAAACAAUCCUUGCGUCUAGUCUGGAUAGGGUUUCCCUGCGGAGUCGGUCGCCAGAGGACUCCUCGUCGCUCCUGAGCGCUUCGGCUGGAAGUCUGGAUUCCGCCUUGAAUCACUCACGGGAUGAAGAUGAAAUCCGCGCCAUCAUGGGUCCCAAUGAUGAGUCUCUUAAUGACAGUAUGGAUCUCAGCCUGAUGGCUACAAUUCAAGGCAUGCAGGUGAACGGCAACACAAGCUGUGGAUGCUGGGAAAAUUCGGAACCAAAUCUUCCUAGCACAAUGCUGCUUGGUCAGCAAACUCCACAAGAUAUUCUUCACCCUUUUACUGGUAUAGAGGGUAAAAUGGAACGACUAUCAACGCAGACUCAAGAGUCUGGUUUUGCAUCAAUGCACUCGCAGCGUAGUUCGUCUCAAAGUUACACGACUGCAUCCAGCAUGACUUCGAAAAGGUCUUCACAGCAAAGUAGCAUAAGUUUUAAUUCACAAUCAUUCAGUUCUCAACAACAAUCGUUUUCCCAACAAAAAAUAUCUGCGGAUAGUAACGGAUCGGUUUUCUCUCAAAGGACAAUCACAAGCUCAAGAAGCACCCAUUGCACCACAAACAUCAGCGGCAAUGGGGAUGCAGCCUUGCUUGAAAAACUGGUAAAUGAACUUGACGGCGCUAGCAGACCGGAUAUGAACGGUAUACCACCAGCCCUUCCAGAAAAGAGGUUGAGGCGUCGUAAGGAACGGCAGCCUUCGCAGUACGAUAAUGUACCUGAGAAUGAACAUUUGUCAACAUGCAGUUUGCACACGACCAACAGCGAUAGUCCAGACACAAACAAACCACCGCCAUUGCCCCUGAAGAAACGGCACAUGUUCCAAUCAGUGGCAUAUUCCGUUAUGGCUUACAUGGAGAUGUUCGGGAACUGCGCUCACAGCAACAAUGACUUCAUAUCUGGAUUGGGAACGCGGCAUUCGGUAGCCGCUUACAAUUCCAUGCAAGCCGAAUGGCAGCAGCAUGAAAUGUCGCUAACCACAACGCAGUCUUGUUCUUUCGUCGCGCAUUCGACUACCAGCACUCACGACGCCACGAGUAUUUCGGUAACCGUACCGCCGCUAAUAGAGGAUGUUAUGAAUAAUUAUAGUUUACCACCAGCCUUACCGCCAAAAAGGUCCCGGUCCAUCAAAUCGAACAACGUUACUCCUCCUCCAGUGUCGCCAAAGCCAGUUGUCAGUAUGCAAAAUAGCUUCUCUUCUGACACAGCUACUGUACCAAUGAAAUCUGCCGAGCUUGUCGUGCCCAGUGCAAAGAAAGAAUCAAGUCCUUCGUCUCUAAGUGCAGCAACACUGGUCAAUAACGUGCCACCGGAAAUCACAUUGCCGGCUUCUCGGCCAGCUAGCAAUGCUCUAUCAACAAUUUCUGUUGAUGAGAAUACCCUAGAACUAUUGGAUGUAGAUCAAGACGAAAGUAUUUUGGAAGAGUUGGACAUCGGCAAGUAUUUGGUAUUGAAAAAACCAGAGGAAGACGGGCCUGACAUACGUGGUGGGCAUCCCGACGCUCUGAUCAUACAUGCCACUAAAGCCAACAAAAAUGAUGAAAAGGAAUCAGAUUUGUCAAAAUACUCCACUUUGUGUGCAGAUUUCCUGUACCAGGAAGCAUUCUUAACUACAUACAGGACAUUUUUGUCGCCGCUGGAGUUGAUCCAGAAGUUGCAUAGAAGACAUCAACGAUUUUCCUGUUUUCCGGAUGUGUUAAAGCAGCGAGCAGCUAAAGAGGCGUUCUCUCUGCUGGUCAGAGUUGUUAGCGACUUGACGAUAUCAGAUCUAGAUGACGUGCUCCUUCAAACGCUGAUGGAGUUCGUUCAGCAACUAGUAUGCAGCGGGGAUCUAACAAUGGCCAAAGCUCUGAGAGUAAAAAUAUUGGAAAAACACAUGAGGAAGCAGCUGCAAGCUACUCAGCCGAUACUAUCGUCCCUGAGUGUUUCAACAAGACAAUCCUCCCUACUGGAUUUCAAAAGCGAACAGAUCGCUGAGCAGAUGACCCUCCUCGAUGCAGAACUUUUCAUCAACAUCGAGAUACCAGAAGUGCUGAUUUGGGCGCAGGAGCAAAACGAGGAGAGAAGUCCGAACCUGACGAGGUUCACGGAGCACUUCAACAAAAUGUCGUACUGGGCGAGAUCCCGGAUAUUGGAGCAGAACGAGCCGAAGGAUAGAGAGAAAUACGUUGUCAAGUUUAUAAAGAUAAUGAAACACCUCAGAAAAAUCAACAAUUUUAAUAGCUACCUCGCGCUUUUGUCAGCACUGGAUAGCGCACCAAUCAGGAGACUCGAAUGGCAAAAGCACAUUACCGAAGGCCUUAAGGAAUAUUGCGCUCUAAUUGACAGUUCCAGCAGCUUUCGAGCCUACAGACAAGCCUUAGCUGAGACUCAACCACCAUGCAUUCCUUACAUAGGGCUUGUUCUGCAAGACUUGACAUUUGUGCACAUUGGAAACAGCGACUUGUUACCUGACGGUACGAUUAAUUUCUCCAAACGGUGGCAGCAAUUUAACAUUGUAGAGAAUAUGAAGAGGUUCAAGAAAGGGAUGUAUACCUUUAAGAAGCAAGAACGUAUAAUAGCGUUCUUCAACAACUUCGAUGACUUCCUCUGUGAGGACUCUAUGUGGCAGAUCUCUGAGAGUAUCAAGCCCCGGGGGGGUAAGAAGACUCAUUCGCAAAACUAGAGCUUGUCUAACCCUUUCACAGCGUGCGUCUCUCAUCAUUAGACGAAAAGUACUAGCUUAGGAUAUUUAUAAUAUUUAUUUAGGUACUCGGAUAUACUGACUUAAAAAUUAUUCCUAUACCGUGAAAGGGUUGGCUUGAGCAUGUUAUAAGAGAUCUAUUCCAUUUGUACAGCCUCCGUGAGGCUGGUCUUUAAUUUAUAGGAUAAAUAUAAGUUUAAGUAUAUACAAUAUAUACAAUUGUCUACAUUUUCUUCAUCGUAGGAUAUAUGUUGAGCUGAGUGUAUAAAUUGAAGGACGAUGAAUUUUGCUGUGUUAUUACAGAUUCGAGCGUUUAACUGAGAUUCCGGAAUUUCUCAAAGCAACUAGCUACAAAGCUAGGUAUUAAAUUAUAGAAUCGUUUUCUUCUCGAUAUGAACUCACAAUCUAUAGCAUUACUUAAAUUUCAUUACUGUUGUGACUUGGAGAUAAAGUUUAGAAUCGCAAUAUAGGUGAAUCGCACGUACAUAAUUUUGAUCAACAUAUUUCAACGUAUAAAUAGAUUCCAAGUUUUUUUCCCAAAGUUUUUCCACGCAUGUUCUGUCUGGUGGUGAAUUGGCGGAUUACUGUUCUUCGAGUUUAUCAGAAAAUGAAGUGUUGGCGACUCAUCCAGUCCGUGUAUACAGCUUCAGCAUGAAUGCAUACGUAAUCUUAAACACAGCUUUAGUGAUGCUUAGCGUGUAUAGUGCUGAUUGAAAACCCCAGAAAUUACUCUAUAUAUAUAUAUAUAUGUAUACAUAUAAUUAUGUUCUAUUAUUUAUUUAUUUUUGGAUCGUCGUAGGUGUGUAAAACAAUAAGAUUUUUUUAUUACGCAAUAUGGUGUAAAAAUCAAACGACGAAUACAUCAGAGAUGAUGAAAUUUGCUAAAACAUUUUUCUAAUGUACGACACAACGAACGUAUGGUAAAAAUAAAUUGAUAAUACUCUGAUGUGUUUGUCGGUGAUAUGUAAUUUUAAUAGAUGUAUGUAAACGUCCAUUGUCUAGCUAUAUACAUAUACGUAGAUAGGAAAGUUUCAAUAAUCAACACCAGGAUGUUGAUUACACAAGGAAGAACACCAAUGACGUUGAUUAAUGUAGAGCCAUUGUAGUCUCGCUCUUCUGCAUCAAAUUGUGCAGAGAUCAUGACGCAUGGCACGACUGAGAGCAACUGUUACAUAUACUAUUGUAUAUGAUUAUAGGUAACGGUUUAGUUUGUUAUUAUUGAUUUUCUUCAUUUAAAAAAAGAAAAAAAAAACUAUGAUAUUUCAAGCUUUCAGCUUUAAGUGAAAUCGCUAUGUAUAGGAAUUUAGGCGAAUCAAGUGUUACGUAAACUUCACUGUUAUGACAAACAUUGAUAUGCAUGAGGAUUUCUAUCCGGUUUUACCAAGGUCACAAUUCUCACUUUUGUUGUAACAUGUUUGGUUUUUGUCGUGUUCACUCACUGUUCCGAACUUAAAAGUCAUUAAGACACAACCAUACCCAUAUAUACACUCAUACAAGUCAUUUUCGCAGGAUAAUUCCUCAGUUAUUAGAAUUUAGUUUUAGGUGAAAUUAUACCUUCGGCUUUUAUUUUCUUUAGUGUGAAAUAAUAUUUGAUUUACAACAAACUCUGAAAAUCAAUGGAAAGCCGAAAUCAAUUUAUAAGUUGUCUUACAGCGGUCAUUUUGAUUUAGCGCCCAAGUACGAAUCCCCCUGAUGAGAUGUCAACCUAAAGUAGUCGGAUGUUAUUUCACGCUAAACAAUUUUAUCGCAGGAAUAAUAUUUAUAUCAAAUAUACGAUGAAUAUAUUUUCAUUUCCAAGAAUUCACCCUAUGAAUAUAACGUGUAAUGGUAUACAUGUAGUAGA